GAUCUUGAUCUUAAUCCUCAUUAGCUUUCUCCAAACAUUUGUAUUUGUAUCUUAAUCUCUUUAAAAAUGAAGUUCUCUCUGCGUUUGAUCUCAGCCCUUCUCUUCUCGGUCAUGCUCCUCUUCGCCACAGGAAUGGGUCCUGUGGAAGCCAGAACGUGUGAGUCACCAAGUAACAAGUUCCAAGGAGUUUGUCUCAACUCACAGAGCUGUGCCAAAGCUUGCCCUAGCGAAGGUUUUUCAAGCGGCCGAUGCAGUAGUCUCCGUUGCUACUGCUCCAAAGCCUGCUAAUUUAUCAACAAAUCAUUUAAUCGAAAUCAAAAACCAAUUGAUAUUAUCCUAUCUUUCAUCGUUUUCUAAUUUCAUUUCGAGAGUAAUAUAAUAAUCUUGAAAGGGACUAUUUGUUUUGUGUUCUUUGUAUAUAUAAUUUUGGUUUUUAAGUAAGAAUUUCAAGUUUUUAUGUAUUAAAUUUGCUAAUUAUUA
Arabidopsis arenosa is the source of this 480-nucleotide messenger RNA. NCBI's taxonomy places the organism in Eukaryota, Viridiplantae, Streptophyta, Magnoliopsida, Brassicales, Brassicaceae. The record is from the annotation of a GenBank genome assembly.